GGUCCAAAAAAUCUAGAAGGGAAUACGAGUUUCGCUGCGAGAUCAAGGCAAAAAUUGGCGAAUGCACAGCGACAAGCCAAGCCGGAUUCGGAACCUUUGAAAAGUUCAUCACCUUCAGGCGUAUCUAAGAGAUACGGAAGUGGUAAAUUAACAUCAACAACUCCACGAAUUAUUACUGUGACUGUUCCAAAAGACGACGGUUUUACACGUACCAGCAAAAGUAUUGAACGAGGAAGUACGAGGGUUGGAGAAACUACGCGAAUUCGACAGUAUCGAAAGCAAGGAGCUAUUAAUGAACCUGUCACUGUUGGUAAAAGUGACCCAACGACUGAAAGAAUUAAAACGAUGAGACCCACGACUACUGAACGGAUCAAUGAUCAAAUGAUAACGACAGAAAAAACGAUUCAUACUACUAGAAAAUCCCGAGCAUGGAAUUCUGCUCACAUUGAUAAAAAUUGGCAAGAACCAGCUUCAAAGUCAACAAACGCGGAAAAAGUAACGACGCAAAGUUCCGUUGAUUCUUUGUCGAAAUUAAACAAGAGACCCAGACCUUGGAAUGCCGCUUACAUUGAUAAAAAUUGGCAAGAACCAGCUUCAAAGCCGGCUAAUGCAGAGAAGAUAACUGCCGACGACUCUCGCCCUAUUAAUUCUUCGUUCAAGCUAAACAAAAAACCGAGAAAUUUGAACCCUGGGCACGUUGACAAAACUUGGCAAGAACCAACGAAAGCUGAUAGAACUACUGAAGCUACUACCCCGAAUUCGUCGAAUAAAUUUGAGAAGAAAGCUCCCAAGUAUGUGGUAAGUUCUACCACUGAAAAAUUGCAGACGGAAAAGUCUUUUAAAAUUGAGGAUAAAGCACGAAGACGUGACUUUCGAUCAAGAACGGCUACGUAUCGUCGUCAUCUUGAGUCACCGGUAUCAAGGAAUUCGCAAGAGGUAACUGGCAACAGCAAAGAUCGAAAGACGUCUGCGGAAUGGCUUGCAGAAGUUAAUAAACGUACGGAAUCGGUUCAGGUAGUGACGCCGGAGGUAGAAAAGAAAGAACUUCCAAGUGUUGCUAUAACGCCGCGAUACCACGCGUUGAUUAAAACUGAGAACUCGACACAGCAGUCGGUAAGACAAGAACCUGCGGUGAGCUUACUUUCGAAUGCAACUGAUAGUAAGGUCGAGUCUGAGGCUCAAGGAUUAUCCAACUUAACUGGUAUUUCUUCAAGCAGUCGAGGUACCAGCGGCAAUUCUGAUUCUAAUAUUUUUAAUCCGACCAAAACUACUUAUUUGAUCAGCUCUAAUGCUAGUUUGUUAGAACAACUUAGGAGCACUGUUGCACCACUACUCAGUGUUUUGGGUGCUAAAACUCCACAGUUUGCUACUGCUUAUAGCAAAGUUAAUAAUGUGAGUUUGUCAGUACCCAGAGUAACUCCAAGUGGAUCUCCACCGCGAUUCAGCGCCAAGUACCGAGGGGUUGAAUUUUUCGUCCGAAAACCGAGUGAAACUAAUUCAACGAGAGUUGACUCAACAACUCCACUUUCAAUUGAUCAGGCCAAGAAGCCAUCGAUACCGGUCUCGAUAUCGAGCCCCGGUGAGCCCAAAGUACUAACUUAUUACCAAGCCCUGGAGACAGUCAACAUAAAUAAUGAAAUAGAACAGCAUCUAGGUGGGAUUGGCAAGGUAGCCAACACGAUCGUCACUGAUAGAUCCUCUAACGAUUCGAAUAACGCUUAUAAUUACUCUACUGAAGCAAUAGUGACAACCGUAGAACCAGUAGUUACUACUAUUAAAGAUGAUAAUAAUAAUAAUAACAAUAAUGAUAAUGAUAAUGAUAACCUAACAGUGGUAAUGGAUUCCCCGAAUUUAGACACAACAACUCAGGCAGAUAUAACCAGCACUUAUACUAUUACUAGCACUAGUAGUAGUUCAACCGCUACCACGCAGACCGUGGAUUCAAGCACGAGUCUUCCUGAGACCACUGAGAUAAACCCGAGCCCUUUUAACCCUGAGUUUAUUAAUAAUUCUAGCAUUGAUGGUACUCCUGACCCUCUGAAUACCACGCCGGUACUCGUUAAUUCUACAAACGAUAAUUAUCUUACCACUGAAAUGAAUACUGAAGUUUAUACACCUUCUGAAGCUGAUGCAAUUACUACUACUGUAGGAAUUAUUACAACAGAGGAAACUUCCACGGUCCCUACUACCACGGAAGAGCCCAUUAAAGUAAUAAUGGCAAGUUUUGAAGAUAAAACUUCAUUCCCAGAAAGUACCACGUCUGAUUUAAUCGCAUUAACUACUUUGUCAACAACGGAUGUUUCUGUUCAAACUGAAUCUACUUCAACCACAGAAGUAAUUACUAUUACUAAUGAAAUAAAUAAUUUGAAAUCCUUGCCUGAUUCGCUGGAAGUUAGAUCGCAACUAGGGGAAACUCUUACAACCGAGGGUGCGGUAACAGAAGAACAAACUUUGACGGAAACUCCUGAAGUUUAUACUUCUACAGAAUCAUCUCAAGUCGAUCAAACUACUUCGAUGGUUGAGACUACAUUUGCGCCUAUUGAAUCUAAUGAAACAGCAGUGGAUGAUGCGCGUCCGAUAGACGAUGAAUUGUUGUCGAUAAUGAUGAAACGACUGAUGGAUAUUUUUUCAUUGGAUGAAAAUUCAACGCUGCUGAAAGAUAUUUUUUCUAAGAGCGACAAAUCUGAACCGCGGAUGUUAGGUGGAUUUAUAGACAAUAGAAAUUUAACUGAAGUAGAUAAUAUGGUAGGAACUACUGAGAAUUCAGUAGAAAGCUCAACCAUAAAAUCAGAUACAAUUGAACAAAUUUAUCCCACUGUAAAAAGCCCCGAAGUAUUAAACCAAAUUGUAACUACGGUUGAGCCUACAACUCAAUCGCUAACAGAGUCGGUAAAUAUUGAAGUUACAACAAUACCAACCCCUGAAACAGUAGAGAUAAAAACAAUGAACCGUUCUUCUCAGGAAGAAAUUAAUGAAGUAGAUAUGACACUAACUCGUAAAAUAACUACAACACUGGCUUACUCAGAACUAGCUGAUGACACUAAUGUAACGACUAACUUUAGCUCCGAAGUAAUAGCUACAACUUUAGAACCAGAAGUAAUUGAACAAACUCCUAAUGUAGAAGCUGUAGAUAGUGUACCAACUAGCCCAGGGGAUAUUGAAGUAACGACUAAUCCAUCAACAACUACAACCACAACCACCCGAGUCCCAGAAACAACUACCACCAGUACCGAGGGUCCUAAUUCUGUUACGACUUUCCAGGACGAAAUGACAUCAACUGCUCAAACGACACCAAGUUUUCAACAAACUACUACUACCACCACCACCACCACCACCACCACCACUGAACUCCCUCUGUCAACGACUAAAAUGCCAACCAAACCAUCACCAACAACAAUGGCAUCAACUACAGCUUACUCCGGUCGUUUUGGCGGCUCAAGAAUGACUCCAGCACCUCGCUUAAGCUCCAGUUCAUCAACGAAAACUCCUCUCCGAGAUUACCACGUCUACGGGAUCUACCCAAACAAGACGAUUGUCCGAAAACGACCGGAAGACAACCUGAUAGACGCCCGGAACAUCGACAGCCCGUACGUGAUCUUUGGGAUCUUUCCGGACGGGAAGCUGGUGCGGAAGUUCCCGAAUGGAACGGUAAUACCGGACCCGCCGAGCAACCCGGUAGAAGUUGUCUUUUCGCUUAGCACAAGCACAACCACUAACAGGCCCACGCCCCAGACCCAGGUUCUUCUCCAAAAUAAGAAUAACAAUAACAACCAGGCUAAUAAUGUUAAUCAACCGAUGAAUAAUAACAAUGGUAGUGCCGCCGCGAGCUCUAAUAAUCGUCCGGGAAAUAUGACUCUACUCACCAAUGUUAGUGGAGACCAGAUCAAUGAUGGUUACCGAAGCCGGAUUAAUCUCGGACUAGCCGAUAAUUCUAUCAAUUAUAAUGGAGCUGAUGAAGACCCUAAUCAAUUUGCUGACCCUACUUUAUUGCCCGGCAUCGGUAACGUCAAUACCCAGCCCACCACUACGACAAUGGUAACAGACGCGUCGUCGCGAACAGCCGGACCACCUUUGGGCGCGACACCCUCGAGCGUAAAUUCGCAGGGUGGUCGUAUUAUUCAGGACAUUGAGAGGGACAAGGCCAGCAGGACUAAAGAGGCCGGAGGUCAACGCAGUACCGUGUACAUCGGACAGAGCGCCUCCCAUCAGGGCCCCGAUGCAGGUUCACUACCGUCGUUGGAUAUCCUAACGAACAAUAAUAUCCAAGGGCAAGGGACAACUGCUCAGGACAACAACCGGUGGAAAGAUCCUUUGGAUCAGAUCUUUGGUAUAACAACUAGACCGUCCAUUGCAUCUAACAUUUUACAGCUUCAAUCAAGUGACAACUCGAAUUCAAUAGGCUCUACGCCAAAGACGUUAACCGAAGUCGAACGGCAGUUAGCAAACAAGAUUUUAUCUUUAGCCCUGAGUAAAGUAGCUGGGCCAACACGUUCACCAAAAGCCAUUCAACCAUCAAAUGUUUCGCCGAAUUCAUUGGACGCAUUUCCUCGCCCGAGUUUCGGUCACUCGUCGUCGUCACCGAUAAUAAUCGAUUUACUGGAGCCGACAACGAAAAAACCAGUAGCGAGAAUCACGACUCGAGAACCAUUCACUUGGAAACCGGUGACUGACGUCACUUCAACCACACCAACGACCACGACAACCAGUUCCAAACCUACUGUAUCAACUACAACUACCACCAGUACAACUACAACAACUCCAGCCACUACAAGUACAAGUACAAGUACCAGUACGACAAGCACAUCAUCAACAACAGUGACACCUUCCACCCAAGUUACGUGGAAACCAUUUCCAAAGCAACUACCUACUUUAAAACCCAUAGAAAGUAUUCCUGUUACUAAACAAACUCCUGUAAAAGCAUUCACGGGAAAACCGAUAAAUAGACCCAGGCCAACGACACCACCACCGCUCGGUUUCGGUGCUGGUUUACUCCAAGCGAUAUUUGGCCGCAAUAUUUUCGCUCCACCAACAACCCAGCGACCCGUUAUCAGGAGGCCCGUGCAGACUACUACGACAACUUCUAGGCCGAUACAAAUAACCGAAUUAGUUAUUCCCACCGCAGCUGUUCGUAAUCAAGACCAGGCGGCCUCUCAGCAUGUGAACGAUGUCAGAUUGUUGAAUUCUUUGUUGGGAGACACCAAAGUCUCCACGUCGACUUUUUCUCCGGAAGAUGACGCUAAAUUUUUACUUGAACUCCUGACGGAUUCAGAAAAAAAUGCUGGUAAAGGCGUGAAGGGAUCAAGUGUUCUUUCGCAAGAUGAUGAAACAUUUCUCCGAUCGAUUCUCAGUGGUCAGGCUAAAGUCCGUACACCUUCAUCAGUUUCCGGGAAUUCAGAUUCCAAUAAUGCCGCAUUACUUGCUCAACUUUUGAAAGUUCAGGGUAUUGAACCAUCCACUCCCGCAAAUCGAUUACAAGAACAACUUCAGGGUAUUAAAGUGACUUCAAUGCCGCCAGUACAAACAACGGCUAGAGUUAUUGCGACUACUAAAAAAUCAGUAACCAGGCCAAGGCCCUCUGAUUGGCAACCAAGUUCCAUUUACCCGCCACCUUUGUUCAGUAAUUUUAAUUUUGGAUUUCCACGUGGUGAAAGUUAUGACGACGAUGACAAUUCUAGUGGGGGAGGUGUUAGGAAUCAAGUAUUGAAUGCUGCCAUUGGAGCUACCAGAGUUUUUAGUCAAUUUCUCGGAGCCGCAAUAACGGGAGCUGCACAGCAGUUACAGUCUUUCGUGAGAAACGGUACUAAGUACGUCACAGGAGCCGUCGGCGGUUAG
Cotesia congregata is the source of this 5832-nucleotide messenger RNA. The record is from the annotation of a GenBank genome assembly. NCBI's taxonomy places the organism in Eukaryota, Metazoa, Arthropoda, Insecta, Hymenoptera, Braconidae.